Molecule: messenger RNA, 2613 nt
Organism: Henningerozyma blattae CBS 6284
Lineage: Eukaryota; Fungi; Ascomycota; Saccharomycetes; Saccharomycetales; Saccharomycetaceae
Gene: PUF4
Product: Puf4p
Exons: 1
Coding region: 1-2613 (870 amino acids)
Biological process (GO): post-transcriptional regulation of gene expression
Cellular component (GO): cytoplasm
Molecular function (GO): mRNA binding
Source: RefSeq, a predicted model, not a curated record
AUGACCAACAAUAUUAAAAAGCUAUCUGAAGAUGAAUCUUUACCUUUAGUUGAUCCAGUUGUUACCGAAACCAUUAACUCUGCCCUUAAUCAGCUACAUUUAGAUGAUUCUGAAGAUUCAACACCACCUACCCCAAAGCAAUUAAACGCUCUCAACAUGCCAUCAUCAUUGGGUACUCAAGCUGUACCAUCAACUGGUACUAUUGGUUCUGUGGCUGGACCAUUAGGCGAAAAUACUAUGGGAAAUGGACCACCUUCGCAAAUAUUUUCACCACUACCACCUCAACACUUCCAACAUCAAAUGUUAGGUAUGGGUUUUAUGCCUUAUUCCCAAAUGAUGCAUAUGCCACCAACUCCAGGUACUUUUUUUCCAUCUCCAGAUUUUACUGAUCCUUCAUUAAAUAUGAUUCCAAAUUCAAAUAAUACAGAAAAUAAUAGUCCAAACAUUUUUGCUAAAAUGGAUAACAAACUAAGCCCAACGAAUUUACCAUCCCAAUCAGUUUGGCCUCCAACUAUAGGGAGCAUUCACGAAGAUGGAUUGACGUCAGGUUCUGUCUCAUCUAUCAUUAAUGAUUCAAAUGGAAAUAAAAAAGCCCCAGGUGCUGCAACUAAUUCUUUUAGAAGACAAACGUUUCAUACUUUGCCAUCUGCUGAAUUGAUGGGAAUUUCUCAGGCUAAUGGUCAAUCUUCAAAUGACCAACUUUCUAUUCCAAAUCCCUCUACUAGAACACAAUCUAUCUCUUUUGAUAAAUCUGAUAGUACUUUCUUAUUCUCUGGAAGUGCUAGUGGAACAACUAAUCAAGCUUCUAAUGCUCCACCUGAUCAAUUGGCUCCUAAAGCAACUACUCUACUGAAUGACUCUAAAGAUGUUAAGGAAAAAGAAAAUUCUGCAGAUAUUUCAGUGCCAAAAGCAUACGCAGCUGCUUAUCCAUAUGGGGGACCUUUAUUACACCCCAAUCCAAUCUUAUCUAAUCCCCAUGAUUCAUCUUCAAACCCUCAUGGAUUCAAUGUAACCUCUCAAUAUCCAGGUGGUUAUGGUUUUAAUGGGCCAUUCCCAACAUUUUCACCAGUUAUGGGAGGGCCUCACCCUCCAAUUCAUGGUCCUACUCCAAUAUCAGUUUCAAAUACUUCACCACUGACUGCUUUACCUUCAAUUGUUGAUGGAUCCAAUGAAAAUAAAAAUAAACCUGCUGUAGUGACUUCUACAAAUCCUCAAUUAUUAGAUCCAGAGGGAAGAAUUAGUCCAUCUACUGUCCCAGUCUUGAAUCCAAUGCAAAUUGCUAAUCCGCAAGGAUCAUCUCCACCUCCUUGGUUAUACCAAGGCCAUUCUUUCAGCCCUAUGGUAGGUCAUCCUCAAGGUCCUCCUCCCCCGCCACAUAUGUUGAAUCAAAAUGGACAUCUUUUAAAUAGAAAUGGAAAAUUUUCAAUGCAUGAAGCUAAUCGUCAUAAUCCAAAAUAUCCAGUUCCAACUCAUGAAGGGCCAAAUGGCACUAAAAAUGAAAAAUACAGUAACUACACAAAUAAUAGUAAAAAUGGUAAAUAUUCUAACAACGGCAAAAACAAUUUUAAUAAUUAUCCUCACGGCUAUCGUAAAGUUGAAGAUAAUUCAUUUUAUGCUGAUGCAGAGUUAAGUCAAUUUAUUGGUAAUAUUUAUUCAAUUUGUACUGAUCAAUAUGGCUGUCGUUUCUUACAAAAACAAUUAGAUGUUCUUGGUAAAGAAGCUGCUGAUAUUAUUUUUAAUGAAACAAAGGAUCACACUGUAGAAUUAAUGACAGAUUCUUUUGGUAAUUAUUUGAUUCAGAAAUUGUUGGAAAGAAUUACUUUAGAGCAAAGAAUAAUCAUUGCAAAUAUUUCAUCACCUCACUUUGUUGAAAUUGCUUUAAAUCCUCAUGGUACAAGAGCAUUGCAAAAAUUGGUCGAAUGCACAGAAACAGACGAAGAAUCCAACAUUAUUGUUAAGUCAUUAACACCAUCAAUCUUAAUGCUAAGUAAAGAUUUAAAUGGUAAUCACGUAGUACAAAAAUGUUUACAAAAAAUGCCACCAAAGCAUUUCCAAUUUAUUUUUGAUGCAGCAUGUAAAGAUUUCAUUGAGAUUGCGACUCAUAGGCAUGGUUGUUGUGUUUUGCAACGUUGUUUAGAUCACGGUACUGAGGAACAACGCCAUUCCUUAUGCAAUAAGCUAUUAGAAAAUAUUGAUAUGCUCACUAUGGAUCCAUUUGGUAAUUAUGUUGUUCAGUAUGUUAUCACUAAGGAAUCUGACGAUAACAAAUAUGAUUUCACUUACAAGAUUGUCCAUCUAUUGAAACCAAAGGUUAUUGUUUUAUCUUUACACAAAUUUGGUUCUAAUGUUGUUGAAAAAUUAUUAAGAACUCCAAUUGUUUCUGAGACUGUUAUCUUGGAAUUGCUAAACAAGGAGAGUAAUCAAGAAAUCCAAACAUUAUUAAAUGAUAGUUACGGUAAUUAUGUUUUACAAACUGCACUGGCUAUUUCGUCGAACAAAAAUCCAUACUUGUAUAAAAAAUUGUCUGAUAUUGUUACUCCAUUACUUGUUGGACCUAUUAGAAAUACUCCUCACGGUAGAAGGAUUUUAAGCAAGCUUCCAUCAGGUGAGUAA